AUGACCCAACAGUCGGUUGGUUCGCCCCGCCGUCGGCUGGACCUACACAAGGAGCUGACCUUCCAAAGGGAAAUCAUGAAACUGCGAAAGGCAUUUCUAAAUGUAUACACCUUGGAGCUAUUUUAUAAAAAAAACUUAAAAAUAAAAAAUGAAUACUUGAACAUGAUAAAAAGAAGGGAUAGGGAGGAAGGAGAAAGGAAUCCUCGUGGAAGGACGAUGCGACAAAGGGUAAGGUGUAUUAACCGCAAGUUUUUGAAGGCACAUCAAAUGAAGGGACAGCAUUACCAUGAGGAGGGAGUGGAGCUAAAGAGACAAGUCUGUUUCCUCGAGAAGGAAAUUAUGAACAGGUUUCUCUUCAGCUUGCACAUUGAUCAGUCUAACUUUUCAUUUGACGCGAAUGACACUUAUCUUUAUUGGUUGUUUGUCCGGUUCGUGCGGCGCGUCCAUGUUGGUUCGCGGAAGGGAAACACGAUUGGUUGUAUGAAUGACCACACAAAGGACACUGCUCCCCUUUUCUGCGACGCCCGAUACGUUAAGCAAUUUUGUGCAUUCAUCGCACCACUUGUGAAGCGGCACAGGGCGAAUCCCCAUUUCACAUUUCUACAGCAGUAUGUGCAGAGAUUGGACUUUGCCCCCAGGAGAAAGACGAGGCACAGGGGGAGGGAAAAAAACUCCUCAUGGGGAACGUCCCUCCGUUACCACAGCAUGCACGUUGGCAAUCACAAACAUGGUCAUCACCAAAAAGGGAAUUGCAAACGUAUGAGGAGUAGCAGCAGCAAAAUUUCUUCACACUGCAUGAUGACGCUCUCCAUUUGUCCACAACACCCCACGUAUAAUUUGUCCCUGCACAGGAAGAGCACAAGAUCAUCCCCCCUCAGUGUACAUAGAGUUAGCCUCAAAUUCAGGACGCACCAACUGAAAGUGAACGUGGCAAAAGUCAAGCACGCCGUUGGAAAAUAUAUUCUGGGCCAGUUAUAUGAAAAUUCAUUAAAUUCCAUUUUCAGCUCCCUGGUGAGUAAAAGCAGUCAAUUUAAAUGCAACUUGUUGGGGGCGGGCACUUCUAGCGAUUGCCAUUGUUGUGGGGAGGAGGCGGUCUUCUCGGGGGCCAAGUCCCACUUGGAAGAAAGCUCUUGUGACACGAGUGAACCGACCCACAGUGCCAUUGUGCAAUGUCUGCAGGUGUUUUUCACACCAGUGCAUGAAUAUAGUAGUGUGAAGACAAGGGACGAGUUAAUUUUGCUCCUAAAUAAUUUCCGCAACGUGCUGGAGGAAGACGUGAGGAAGCUGCUCCACAUGACCGCCGUGAAUAUUUCUCCCCUGUGUGAGCAUCUGCCCCUUGGGUACCUCUUCCCUGUGUUUCUUUUUUAUUUCCUUUUUUUAAACAUCCCCUUGGGGAGUUGUAAAAUGGGAGUAGGUCAUUUGUCCUGCUCGUUUGAAGCAACUACUCCGAAGCAAUGCAAUAUUGAAGAAGACGAAACUCAUAAUGUUGAGUAUGCAGACCGAUGUAGUGAUGACCCCCCCAGGUGUCUCCUCUGUUUGUACGAAGCAUUAAGGAGGAACAAAAAUAUGACCCCACUGCAGAAAAAAAAAUGGUUAGUCUUCUUCGUGUUGGAUAGCUUGAGGAAAAGUUACGUCAAGCCUGUCGACCAGGAGGAAUCCAUUUUGAGUCUUUACUUUAACAGCGUCGUGAACAGUGCGUGUAUGCCCCGCGAGGGGGAAUUGAAGCGUAUAUUAUAUAAAGAGGGAAAACGAGAUGAAGGAACCCAUCACCACUCUCCCCUUUGCUACUAUCCAUGGAGGAGACAUAACACUCGGAAGCGGCGCAAAGUGAGGGAGGGGGAAGAAAUGAACUCGGUUAAGACGGAGAAGUGGCCCAGGCGCCACAACGUCGAGCGCAUUUUCCAACGUUGCUUCGAACGGUUAAACAGGACGGAAUCCUUUUUAGGCCACCUCGAUCAGUUCAUAAAUCCCAAGGGGAGUAAUCCCCUUAAUGUAGACUGCCAAAAGGGGAAAAAAAAAAAAAUAUAUAUCACGUGCAAUUGUGCUAUGUAUUCACCUCCAUGCGAAUUGUAUUGUGUGCCACCACCAAGUGGGAGAGGAGGCCAAUCGGUCAGGUGGCUCUUCGGAGGAAACACAGCAAAGGAGAACAACUCUUCAAACCGGAUUAGCAAAAAAGGGGGUGUAAAUAGUACAGUAAAAAAAACGCACCCACUAGGUUUAUCCAAUCAGUUACAAGACAAACAAGGAGUCCUCCCCCAGGCUACCCUUUUACAUGAAUACCUGCUUAGUGAAGAGAAAAUAUUCUUAGACAAUUUGAAGGCAUUCUUACGUCCCUUAUUGAAUGCCUUAUAUAAAAAGAGCAUCGUGCGUAUGAACAUGUAUUUUUAUUUGUGCAUGGUCCACUCGUUUCUUACACUUCGAAGGGCGGGCAUCUCACCAAAGUGCAUGAGUCGUAAGGGAAGAGAAGCGUUAUACGCGACGACACACACAGUGACGUCCACUACACGUAUAAGAAGACAUCUCUCCGGAGAAUACCAACGGGGACGUCCUUGCAAACCCGUUGAGGAUUACCUCGCAUGGAAGUUCGAUCGAGCUGUGUACCUGCUAUGCACACGCAGUGGAAGCAGUGCAAUCGCAAAGAGGAGGCUAAGGGGAACCACCUCGUAUAUGCAAAACUGUGUGAAGAACAUCAACGUGAGGCUGCUCCUGUUGGUGUAUCGAAUGGCCAACGCGGCGGAUGUGCAAACCUUUGGUGGGGUCACCACGCACGUGAGCAGAGGAUCCAAUCUCGCCCUCCACAGAAGAAGCAACACACUUGCCCAAACGAUAAGUAGAGCAGCAUGCGGCAAAAUAAACACAAAAAGGCAGCGCAGGAAGAAUGUCCGUCCAUACAUACGCAUGUUGCUUAAAAGUGCACCGAUUCAAAACUACAAUAUGUAUGAACACUUGCAAGGAGACUGUUUCUACAUUCAGAGAAAAAAUGAUUUCGUUAUUUUUAAUUUAAGAUCCAAAGAGGGGGAGAAAAACGGGGGUGAUUCUCCAAAUGUGUACUACCCAUUUAACGGGACCAAUUAUUUCGUUCAUCAAAAGGACUACAGGACAAGGAGGACAUAUAAAAUAAAGUGCGUAAAUGUGUGUCUGCUAUUUUAUAGGUACUGCUUUUUUUUUUAUACGAGAAAUCCUCUUGUGUUUUCGUUCCUCCUUAACCGUGUGUUUUGCGUCUGCGCUGGGUGCUUGGGUAGGUACCUGGUGCUGGACAGGGUUGCCAAUUCCGGCACCCCCCACUCGGAAGACGCAACAACUCAUGACUGUUUUUACAAGCAAAUCGGGAUGCUCAUAAAAAACCGAAAGAACAUUUUCGUGCGUUACUUCAACUUUCUGGUUCUCUUCCUCAUCAUGCGAUACCACACAUUGAUUGGAAGUGUCCGCCACUCGGGGUUGCAGAGCUGCGUGCCGAAGCGCAUAAUGACCCUGCUGCGAAGAAAGCUGAACAUCAAACGGGAGUGCUUCUCCUCCCCCCUGAACGCAAUUUUGCCAUCCUACUGCUCCUUCUUCCCAGACAUUGAUACAUUUUUCGGGAGCUCGGGUAACUUCUUUGAGUUUCCUUUGCGCAGCGGAGCUUACGAAGUGAACCCCCCGUUCGAUGUGUACCUAAUUAACCAAGUGAUCGUGUACAUUUUGCACCACUUAAAUAAGGAGGAGCACGAGCUGACGUUUUUUCUGGUUAUCCCGAUGCUGCAAGACAAGAAUUACCUUUUCGAGUUGCUCUUUGGGUCUCCACACUUGUCCGCUCACUUUUUGUUGGCGAGAAAUUCUUACACCUUUUCGACGAGACUGUUGGAGAGCAGGGAAGAAGAGUACAUUUCUACAUGCGACUGCUGCGUUUUUAUUUUGCAAAAUGAAAAGGCAAAAAUUCAAAAGGGGUUAAUUAACAAGAAGGUUGUGUUGAAAAUAAAGAAGAAAUGGGAAAAUCUGAGUCACAUUAAACAAAAAAAAAAGGAAUAA
Molecule: messenger RNA, 4005 nt
Organism: Plasmodium fragile
Lineage: Eukaryota; Apicomplexa; Aconoidasida; Haemosporida; Plasmodiidae
Exons: 3
Coding region: 1-4005 (1334 amino acids)
Molecular function (GO): RNA polymerase II C-terminal domain binding; mRNA (2'-O-methyladenosine-N6-)-methyltransferase activity
Source: RefSeq, a predicted model, not a curated record